AUGGCGCGACUAUCAGGGCUGCAAAGAGACGUGUUGUCUCUCUAUCGUCAAUGCCUACGCGCGGUGAGGGAGAAGCCUUCGGAUACGCGACCGCAUUUUCGAGAGUUUGCAAGAGCUGAGUUUCACAAAAAUCAGGGUGUUGGGAAGAAAGACUUUGGUACUAUCGAGUACCUUCUGAGACGGGGCCGCAGACAACUCGAAACAUAUCAGGACUCUGGCAUUCGUGACCUCCGCUGA
Messenger RNA from Ascochyta rabiei, 237 nucleotides. RefSeq lists its product as uncharacterized. The record is from RefSeq and is a predicted model, not a curated record. Bases 1 to 237 code for a protein of 78 amino acids. Gene Ontology annotation, cellular component: mitochondrion. The transcript is spliced from 3 exons. Gene Ontology annotation, biological process: mitochondrial respiratory chain complex II assembly. NCBI's taxonomy places the organism in Eukaryota, Fungi, Ascomycota, Dothideomycetes, Pleosporales, Didymellaceae.